Cuscuta epithymum is the source of this 1830-nucleotide messenger RNA. The record is from the annotation of a GenBank genome assembly. NCBI's taxonomy places the organism in Eukaryota, Viridiplantae, Streptophyta, Magnoliopsida, Solanales, Convolvulaceae.
CACAAUUAUUAUACUCCAACCACCGACGUUAUAUAUUUUUGAAAUAAACACCACACAUUGUUUUAAAAUAAAUAUCAAGCAUAACACAGUUUUGAUUUUAAAUUACACCAUGCGUCUUAGCCAUAUUUAUCUUUUUCACUUCAAUUAUUUCCGACCACUGGCUCCAAUCAACAGCUUAAUACAAUUAAACUACUACUUUGCUACUACAAAAUCCACAGUGGCCUGGGACCUGAAUAACAUCCAUGGAAGAAUGUCCAGCGAGAGAGAAAGGUUCAUCUUCCUGAUCAUUUGUGCACACGAAGCACCUACGGUGGUUCCCCUUGACUUAAAGAAGCUGGACGACAAAAAAGGAUCGGUUAUAGCUCUGCAUCAAUGAAAUGAAAAAAACAAAAAUCACAGAGCCAAAUGGAUGACAGGAGUGACAUGUGUAUCCUGAACGGUUGACUAUCGGUCAUUCCAUUAAUUGCGGAACGCAAAUGUUUUUAUCCUUCUUUAAUUCAAUUAAAAAAAUGUUGUAAUAAUUGGACUUAGGCUAGAUUUAGGUUGUCCCCUGCUCAAGCCUGACCCAGGUUUGUUUAUCUAUGCCUCGGCUUUUAAUAUAUCGUAGUCUUGUUGAUCCGUUACACGUAUAUUUAUGACAUUUGUCUGGAAAGUUGCAGUCAAUAACUGUUUCAAUGAAAACGGGGCAGUUACUUGCAUUGCUACACAGAUUAUUUUAUGCACAUUUAAUCCUCUCCAACAACAUUUUAUGAUGCCCUUAGACUGCUUAAGCAGUUUUGUUGCAAGAAUAUAAAUUUCUCUGCACAAAAGUCCUCAGAUUUCUCUUAAGAAAAUUAAGUCCCUAUUUUAGUUUAUUUCCUCUUGCACAUAUCAUGUUUGCCAUUAGUACAUGAAUAUUGAAAAUAGCUACCUAUUUUUUGAUAAACACACAACUUGUUUCGUAUAAGAACAGGUUUUGACCAAGUUAAAUCAGGAACUCCUGCAUAUGACCCAUAGAUGGACUAAAUAACUUAUGAUCCUGAAGGAAUAUUUUACUGCAGGUCAUAGAUGAUGUUUUUCUCGAAACAACUCAUAUAUUGACCAAUAUCGCAGGACCUUUGCCAAAUACCUUUACAUCUUUGAAAACUUUUAUACCUUUACAAAAAAAAAUGUUCAUGUGUUUAUGAUCUGUCUCACUCACAAUUUUUUCAAUGAAUUUGUUUAAGUAUGAUGAAUAGUCAGUGCAUAAUGUGUGUAGAAAAAUUUAAAUUUUUUUUACUAAAAGUCGUGUGAGACAAAUCAAAGUGAAGAGGUUUGUAAACUUUCAAGCCUCUCCACACAAUGCCCUCUAAACUGAACAUCAGCAUAGAUUAAAAUUUAGCUAAAGGUUGAAAUAUGUCAAUAAGCUCUACUGAUUUAGGUUUGAUUUGGGACCCUCCUAUGUGUAACGAACUGCCCUGGUCAUUCGAAUUGCCAAUGUGCAACGAACUGCCCCGAUCAUGCCAGGCAAUCAGGGGGGUGGUGAAAUAGGGUGUAAUUCUGAUUCUCCUUACAUUAUUUAACUGCAAUUUGAAUAUCCAUUUUACAGCGGUUUAAAGACACGUGUAAGAACAUUCUAACGCAGGACCAUAUUUUGUAAAUUGCAGGUCUACCAUGGGAAGGCAAAUGAAUUGUGGCAUGUAACUGGGGAAUGUAAUUUUAUUUAUUGUUCUGUUGUUUUGAUCAGAAAUGUUGUGAUAAUUAGACUUAGGCUAGAUUUAGGACGUACCCCGCUCCAGCCCGAUCCCAGGUAUGUUCUUCCAUGCACGGCUUAUCUUUAAAUUAUAUGCCUUUGUUGUUAUGAUACAGGCA